This is a messenger RNA of Choloepus didactylus (southern two-toed sloth), 2010 nucleotides long. It is a transcript of the gene GFOD1, whose product is annotated as glucose-fructose oxidoreductase domain containing 1. The coding region runs from base 791 to 1963 and encodes 390 amino acids. The transcript is spliced from 2 exons. NCBI's taxonomy places the organism in Eukaryota, Metazoa, Chordata, Mammalia, Pilosa, Megalonychidae. Gene Ontology annotation, molecular function: nucleotide binding. The record is from RefSeq and is a predicted model, not a curated record.
GCGCGCGGCGCUGCGGGGAGGGCGGUGCAGGAACACCCGGCCUCUGACAGCCCAACUCGCCAACUCCGCCCUUGUCCCCGCGGGAUCCCGGAGCCCGAGCCGGCCUGGGGCCGAGGCUGCCCGAGCGGCGCUGCGGGCGAACAUGGCAGCAGAAUGAGCAGGCUGGCGCCGGGUCGUGGUCACCACGCUGCUGCUCGGGCUCCGCGCCCGGCGCGCUCCGAGUUGCAUCCUUAACUGGCCUCCUGGUGGCCGCUGGAUUAUUUUAUUCGCGGGAUAAAGGGGAGCCCGCAGCUGAGCCGGUCUGGGUUUUGGCAGGAUGCACAGGCUGGUGUGAGGGACUCGGCGGCUGUGGGAACGACGCGGGAGAAAGCCGGUCUGGGGCUGCAAAGGCGCGAACGCGGGGAUGAGCCGGCCAUGGAGUGGCCUUGGCGGGGCGAGCGGAGCCGGCUGGCGCUGCGGAGGGGACGCCGCCUGAACCGGGGCUCCGCGGGGCUUCGGAGCCUCAGGCUCCCUGGGGGUGUCGCUGCAGCCGCCUCCAGGAAGGCCGGGAGCCCCGCGUGGCGGACACUGUAGCGGUCACCGUACUGAGGCGCCAGGAGCCUGCUCCGCCGCAUCUCUGUGCGCCCUUGGCACCCUGGGCUCCUUGCCCGGUGCACCGUGGCUGGCGCGUCGCGGCGGAGUCGGCGGGAAGAGCUGGGUACAGGACUGGUGGGUGGGUGGUUGGAGGGGAGUGUGCGCGAGUUCGACUGGAAAUCGGAGCAGAAGCAGGACCUGGCGGACCUGAGCAGCCAUGCUUCCCGGGGUGGGCGUGUUCGGCACUAGCCUCACGGCCCGUGUCAUCAUCCCGCUGCUGAAAGACGAGGGCUUCUCGGUGAAGGCGCUGUGGGGCCGCACGCCGGAGGAAGCGGAGGAGCUGGCCAAGGAGAUGAGCGUCCCCUUCUACACUAGCCGCAUUGACGAGGUGCUGCUGCAUCAAGACGUGGACUUGGUGUGCAUCAACCUGCCCCCGCCCCUAACCAGGCAGAUCGCUGUCAAAACCCUGGGCAUCGGCAAGAACGUCAUCUGCGACCGCACCGCCACGCCGCUGGAUGCCUUCCGCAUGAUGUCGGCCGCCCACUACUACCCCAAGCUCAUGAGCAUCAUGGGCAACGUGCUGCGCUUCCUGCCGGCCUUCGUGCGCAUGAAGCAGCUCAUCGAGGAGGGCUACGUGGGCGAGCUGCUGGUGUGCGAGGUGCAGGUGCACGGCGGCAGCCUGCUGGGCAAGAAGUACAACUGGAGCUGCGACGACCUGAUGGGCGGCGGCGGCCUGCACUCGGUGGGCACCUACAUCAUCGACCUGCUCACCUUCCUCACCGGCCAGAAGGCGGUCAAGGUGCACGGGCUGCUCAAGACCUUCGUCAAGCAGACCGACCACAUCAAGGGCAUCCGCCAGAUCACCAGCGACGACUUCUGCACCUUCCAGAUGGUGCUGGAGGGCGGGGUGUGCUGCACGGUCACCCUCAACUUCAACGUGCCCGGCGAGUUCAAGCAGGACGUGAGCGUGGUGGGCUCGGCCGGGCGCCUGCUGGCGGCGGGCACCGACCUGUACGGGCAGCGCAACAGCGCCCCCGAGCAGGAGCUGCUGCUGCGCGACGCCACGCCCGUCAGCAACUCCCUGCUGCCCGAGAAGGCCUUCAGCGACAUCCCGUCGCCCUACCUGCGCGGCACCAUCCGGAUGAUGCAGGCCGUGCGCCAGGCCUUCCAGGACCAGGACGACCGGCGGACGUGGGACGGGCGGCCCCUCACCAUGGCCGCCACCUUCGACGACUGCCUGUACGCUCUCUGCGUGGUGGACACCAUCAAGCGGUCCAGCCAGACGGGCGAGUGGCAGAACAUCGCCAUCAUGACGGAGGAGCCGGAGCUGAGCCCGGCUUACCUGAUCAGCGAGGCCAUGCGGCGGAGCAGGAUGUCCCUCUACUGUUAGCGCCGACUGGGGACCUAGGGGGACUUCGUCUCCUGCAUGGGGCUCGG